Molecule: messenger RNA, 1962 nt
Organism: Miscanthus lutarioriparius
Lineage: Eukaryota; Viridiplantae; Streptophyta; Magnoliopsida; Poales; Poaceae
Source: the annotation of a GenBank genome assembly
AUGGAAGCGCCUGCGUCCGCGCACGCCUCGGCGGCGGCCGCUGAUAGCCAGGAGGAAUCGGCGUCCGCGCCCGCGGCGGCGGCGGCAAACGAGGAGGUGCAGCCGGCCGCAGCUGCGGUGCCCGCGCUGUACGUCGGCGAUCUGCACGAGGACGUGGCGGAGGAGCACCUGUUCGACGCCUUCAGCAAGAUCGGCACUGUCACGUCCGUGCGUGUCUGCCGCGACAACGCCACAAGCAGAUCUCUCCGCUAUGGAUACGUGAACUACUUCUCUCAGGCCGACGCUGUGAUGGCUCUUGAUAAGUUGAAUCAUAGCUUGGUUUUGGAUAAGCCAAUAAGGGUGAUGUGGUCCAACCGUGAUCCAGAUGCCAGGAGAAGUGGCGUCGGUAACAUUUUUGUUAAGAACCUUAGUAAUUCUGUUGACAAUGCAAGCCUUCAAGAAUUGUUCUCCAAGUUUGGAGAUGUUUUAUCUUGUAAAGUCGCCAAAAAUGAGGAUGGGACCAGCAGAGGAUAUGGGUUUGUUCAAUUUGCAUCACAGGAGUCAGCAGAUGAAGCAAUUGGGAACCUCAAUGGCUCCCUUUUCAAUGACAGAAAAUUGCAUGUAGCUACUUUCAUUAAGAAAAGUGAACGGUCUGCAAAUAUUGAUGACAAGUUUACUAACUUAUAUAUGAAGCAUCUAGAUGAUGACAUAACGGAGGAACUUGUUAAAUUGAAGUUCUCUCAGUUUGGUUCAAUAGUUAGUGUGAAGAUUAUGAGGAGACCUGAUGGGUCAUCUUUGGGGUUUGGAUUUGUCAGUUUCCAAAACCCUGAAAGUGCCAUUAAAGCACAAGAGACCAUGCAUGGGAUGCUACUUGGAUCAAAAGCCUUAUACGUGGCGAGGGCUCAAAAGAAGGAGGAAAGGAAACAAUAUUUGCAGCGCUUACACGAGGAAAAGAGAAAUGAAAUAAUAACUAAGAGCAAUGAAUCAAAUGUCUAUAUCAAAAACAUCCAUGAUGAAGUUGAUGAUGGUGCUCUUCAUGCUCGCUUCGUUGAAUUUGGUAACAUCACAUCAGUAAAGGUCAUGCGUGAUAAUAAGGGCAUCAGUAGAGGCUUUGGAUUUGUAUGUUAUAGUACCCCUGAGGAGGCAAAGAGCGCUGUAAACAGCAUGCGAGGUGUUAUGUUUUUUGGAAAACCAUUAUAUGUGGCUAUUUUCCAAAGAAAAGAGGAGAGAAGAGCCAAGUUGCAGCAACAUUUUGCUCAGCUUGCACGAAUGGUUGGACCUACGAACUCUAUGAUCCCCACAGGAUAUCCACAAGUUUAUUUUGCCCAUCCAAAUACUCAUAUCCCUCAAGGUCCUCCAAGACAUGGAUUUGUGUAUCCACCCAUGGGGCUUAGUCAUGAAUGGAGACCAAAUAUGUUCCCCUCAGCACCAAAUCUCCAACAAAUACAUUCACCAAUGAUGCCAAAUUCACCAAGGCACUAUAGAAGCAACCGGGGAAGGAUGGGUGGGAACAUGAUGCCUCUUCCUCAUGCAGUUCAUGCAAUGAACUAUGUGACACAUGCACAACCAACUAAAGAAUUCAUGUCCAUGCCUCGACAGCGAUUCAACCAUUCGAAGUACUUCUCGAAUGAUGUUAUGGCCAACGGUUUGGACAUCCAUCAAAGUGACCCUAUUUCAAUAAUGAAUGAUUCUUUCAGCAGCUAUUUGGCUUCUGCUCCACCCGCGGAACAAAAAAAGUUGAUUGGGAACAGGCUUUAUCCACUUGUUGAGAGGCAUCAGCCUGAACUCGCAAGCAAAAUCACUGGGAUGUUGUUGGAGCUUGAUAACUCCGAGGUGGUCACGUUGCUUUGCUCAUCGGAGAUGCUGUCGGUCAAGGUCGACGAGUGUGUCCAGCUAUUGCAGGCAACCAAGCCUAAGACGGAGGACCAUGAGGCACUACACCCGGGAUUCAUGCUGAAGUCUCCUAGUGUAAAUGCCAGCUGA